Manduca sexta (tobacco hornworm) is the source of this 11479-nucleotide messenger RNA. It is a transcript of the gene Rme-8, whose product is annotated as dnaJ homolog subfamily C member 13. Bases 163 to 6813 code for a protein of 2216 amino acids. The record is from RefSeq and is a predicted model, not a curated record. The transcript is spliced from 38 exons. Gene Ontology annotation, biological process: endosome organization; receptor-mediated endocytosis; regulation of early endosome to late endosome transport. Lineage: Eukaryota; Metazoa; Arthropoda; Insecta; Lepidoptera; Sphingidae. Gene Ontology annotation, cellular component: endosome membrane.
GGGCAACAUUUAUCAAAUGUCACUUAAAUGAGCGAUUGGUCGGCCCUUUUUGAGCUCCCUUGUUCAUAUUUUUUAGAAUUUUCCGUGUAAUAUGUUGCUCAUAUCAGAUACUAGCUGAAAUUACUGAAGCUCGUAAAUCCAUUUAAAAUUUGCAAUGAUAAGAUGAUUCCGAUUAAAGACAAUCAAGAUGUUGCAUCUUUCCUCGUCACCAAACACUCUUGGAAGGGGAAGUAUAAGAGAGUGUUCUCUAUUGGCACCCAUGGGAUCACCACAUACAACCCGGAUCGCCUGGAGGUGACCAAUAAGUGGUUGUAUGCAGACAUCAUCACAAUUGCGUCGGCAAAACAUUCAAACUCCACUGCCAACCAUGAUUUUACAUUAGUUAUGAAGAAAGACAAAAAAGUGGACACUAUGAAGUUCUCUUCAGAACACAAGUGCCUCAUCCUAACAGAAGCUUUCAGGUUCAGGAACUUGUUUGCUGAAAAACCUAAGGAUGUAUUUAGAUACCAAGCCUAUAAACAUCACUGGAGUGGAACUCGGUUACCAAUAGUACUUGAAGUAGGUCCAUGCGCGUUAGAACAACUAGAUCCAUCUACGCACACAUUACUGGCAAGUUAUCCAUACUGUGACAUCCAAGGAAUCCUACCGGUGCGGGAUGUCUCUGGAGGCUUCGUGCUGGCCGUAGGAGGCUACAGCCGUCUCCAUCUGUUCUCCAAUUCAAUGGACCAUCAGAUGAUAAUAAACAAGAUGCUUGAAAUGGCGAACUUGUCGCUCAGCAUAAGUAUUAAAGUUCUGUCGGCAAGUACAACUUUGGAUGAUUACCAUGAUCAGAGAUUUGGAAAGUAUAGCGGAGAUCAACACCAAACGUCCCUAAGCGAGUUUACGGUGCAUAAAGUCAACCCGGCGCGGCAUAUGGAGCCGAUGCGACGGACUCUUUGUCUCUCCGAUACUUGCAUACUAGAGAGGGAUCCGCAGACUUAUUCUGUGGUGUGUCUGCGGCCGUUGUCAAGCGUGUUCGCGUUAGUCAGAGACUCAGAACACCCGCAAAAGUUCGCUAUCGAGUAUAUGAACGGACAGACGCGCACGUACCUCGCAGGAGAAAGGGACGCGCUGCUGGCGUCGCUGCUGGACGGCGUGCGCUCGAGCGGGCAGCGCGACGUGCACGUGCGCUCCACGCACACGCCGCGCGGGUACCGCCUCGGCCCGCUGCACCACUCCGUCGACGAGGAGACCGAGGCUAACCAUCUCAGAUUGUUCCAAAACUCAGUGGGCAUGUCUCGUGCGGAGGUGAUAGAGCGGUUCAACGCGAACGUGGGGUACAGCGGACUCAUCUACUCAGUCAGCCAAGACGCUCGUCCCCUGUUGUGGCUGUUUCUUACGUGGGAUCUACGGCUAUUCGCGGAGAACAAAGAGAAGUUGAUCACUGGAGCGUUGAACGCGCUGGUGAACAGCGCCGCGUCGGCCGCCACGCUGCCGCUGCGGGAGCUCGAGGCGCAGUUCCACGCGCUGCGGCGGCUCUGCGCCAGUAAGGUCGGGUUUGCCGCGUUCACUGCGCUGCCCGGUUUCCGCGAGUGGAUCGGCACGGCGGCGGUGGGCGCGCUGCGGCGCGGCUCGGCGGCGUGCUCGCACGCGGCGCUGGACGCGGUGUGCGCGCUCAUGCAGCCCAUGCACCAGGAGCCCGACCUGCGUCAGGAGCAGCUCAACAAGGCCAGCAUGCUCUCCUCGCCGCACUUCCUCGACGGACUGCUCACCAUGUGGGCCGAGCACGUGAUGGCAGGUACUGGUGCGUUGGUAGUGGCGGCCAUGUUGGAUUUCCUAACAUUCGCGCUGUGCGUUCCGUACAGUGAGACAACGGAUGGAAAGCAGUUUGAUCAGUUACUCGAAAUGGUCGCUAAUAGAGGACGGAUUUUGUUCAAAUUAUUUGAGCACCCGUCCAUGGCGAUAGUGAAGGGCGGCGGGCUGGUGAUGCGCGCGCUCAUCGAGGAGGGCGGCGGCGGCGUGGGCGCGCGCAUGCAGGCGCUGGCGCUGGCCGAGGCCGCGCUGCCGCGCCACCUGCUCGCCGCGCUGUACGCGCCCGCGCGCCUGCACCAGCGCCACCUCGCGCGCCACCUGCUCGCGCUCUGGCUCGUCGACCACGCGCCCGCGCACGACCUCAUGAAGCGGAUCAUGCCAUCUGGCUUGUUAGCUUUCCUGGAGUCGACAGAAGCGCCACCGGCGGAGGCGCUGGCGGCGGACCGCGUGGAGGAACGCGACAAUCUGCAGCUCGCGCAGGCCUCUGCGCCGCGUCCGCGAGCGAGACACUGGGACGCGCUCGAGCGACAGGUCAAAUACGUCGAGAAACAUCUAGAGCACUACGCGAACCUGGCGCUGCAGCACUGGGCGGCGCGGCGCGAGCCGCGCGAGCGCGACGCGCGCGACCGCCCCGUCGUGCUGCGCAGGCGCCGCGAGCGACUCAAGUCGCACGCCAACUGGCCGCUCUUCUACUACCAGUUCCACAGGGACCAUGCGCUGCCCAACCUCAUAUGGAACCAUACGACCCGUGAAGAACUCCGCGUGGCCCUCGAGAACGAGAUCCGAGCGUUUACGAUGGACCGCGAGGUGGCGGGCGGAGUGCUGACGUCAUGGAACCACGCCGAACUCGAGCUGCACUACCAGUGUCUGCAGCACGAGGUCAAGAUCGGCGACUACUACCUCAGGAUACUGCUAGAGCAACGGGACAAUGACGAUAGCCCUAUCAGGAAGAGCUACGAGUUCUUCAACGACCUGUACCACCGAUUCCUGUCGACUCCAAAGGUGGAGAUGAAGUGCAUGUGCCUACAAGCGAUGAGCAUCGUGUAUGGUCGGUACUUCGAGGACAUCGGGCCCUUCGCAGACACCAAGUAUAUCGUGCAGAUGUUGGACAGGACAUGUGAUAGAGCGGAAAGAGACAGGCUGGUACAGUUCCUAUCGAAAUUAAUACUGCACAGAAGAAACGUUAGCGAAAUAUUAGAAUGGAACGGUAUUAGAAUAUUAGUAGAUCUCAUGACACUAGCUCAUCUACAUACAUCGCGAGCGCUAGUGCCCACUCAGAGUAACGUCAUCGAAGGGCCUGCGCAGACCGGCGGCGGCGACAGGGAGUGGUACUACAACCUCGAACAGGGAGAUAAAGUUCAGAGGAAGGGACCUGUUAGUUUUCAACAACUAAAAGAGCUGUACCAGUCCGGCGAGAUCAACAACAAGACGAAGUGUUGGGCGAACAGCAUGGAGGGGUGGCGCGCCGUGGGCAGCAUCCCGCAGCUGAAGUGGACGCUGGUGGCGCGCGGCGCCGCCGUGCUCGACGAGAGCGCGCUCGCCGCCACCGUGCUCGACCUGCUCGUCACCUGCGCCAGAUACUACCCCAGCAGGGACCAAGAAGACGCUGUGAUCAGACCACUGCCGAAACUAAAGCGGUUGUUGUCAGAACCUACUUGUUUAGCGCACGUAGUUCAGUUGUUGUUGACAUUCGAUCCAAUACUUGUUGAAAAAGUCGCAACUCUAUUGUACGAGGUGAUGCAGGACAACCCGGAAAUAUCAAAACUGUACCUGACAGGCGUGUUCUACUUCAUGUUGUUAUAUACUGGAUCCAACUUACUACCCAUCGCCAGGUUCUUGCGUCUCACGCAUAUGAAACAAGCCUUUAGAGCGGAUCAAACUAGUUCGGAUAUAAUGCAGCGGUCUAUACUAGGCCAAUUGCUUCCUGAAGCGAUGGUGUGCUACUUAGAAAACCAUGGUGCUGAAAAAUUUGCGCAAAUAUUCCUUGGCGAGUGGGACACGCCAGAGGCUAUCUGGAAUUCAGAAAUGAGACGCACGCUGAUGAUGAAGGUGUCGGCGCACAUCGGCGAGUUCUCGCCGCGCCUGCGCGCGCACGUGGCGGCGCGCUACCCGUACCUCGCCGUGCCCGCCGUGCGCUACCCGCAGCUCGACGCAGAGCUCUUCUGCAACGUCUUCUACCUGCGACACCUGUGCGACACCGACAAGUUCCCGGACUGGCCGAUACCUGAUCCGGUUGGUCUAUUAAAAGACGUCCUCGAAGCGUGGCGUCGCGAGGUGGAGAAGAAGCCCGCGUCGAUGACGGCGGGCGAGGCGUACGCGGCGCUCGGGCUCGGCGACGGCGCGCACGACGAGGCCGCCGUGCGCAAGGCCUACUACCGCCUCGCGCAGCAGUACCACCCCGACAAGAACCCUGAGGGCCGAGAACGAUUCGAGGCCGUGAACCAGGCGUACGAGUUUCUGUGUAGCAGAAAUGUAUGGACCGGAGAUGGUCCCAAUACAAAUAACAUUGUUCUCAUACUGCGGACACAGACUAUUCUAUUCCAACGGUAUUCCGAGGUGUUGUCUGCGUACAAGUACGCGGGCUACCCGCAGCUGCUGAGUACCGCACGACUAGAGGCGGAGGCGGAGCAGUUGUUCGGCACGCGCGACGCCCUGCUCCCCGCCGCAUGCGAGCUUGCGCACGCGACUGUGGCGUGCUCCUCCCUGAACGCGGAGGAGUUGCGGCGGCAGGGCGGGCUGCGCGUGCUGGCGGACGCUCUGGCGCGCUGCACGCCGGUACUGGCGGCCGCGACGCGCGCGAGUGACGUGGCGCCCGCCGUGUGCGCGCACUGUGCGCGGUGCAUCGCCGUCGCCGCAGCGUUCCCCGCGUGCCGCGCCGUCUGCGCCGACAUGCCGCAGCUCUGUGCGGAUAUCGUGCCACUUCUCAAGAAACCUAAGCUGGGCGACACUGCAUGCGCAGGCGCGGAGGCGGUGGCGGCGCUGUGCGCGGAGCCGCGGUGCCGCGUGCAGCUGGCGCGCGCGGCGGUGCUGCCGGCGCUGCUGCCCGCCGUGCUGCACUACGACUACACGCUCGCAGAGUCCGGCGUCGACUCGGACGCUAAGGCUAACAAACAGGAGAUAGCGAACCAGCUAGCCAAGAAGUGCGUGCAAGCGUUGGCGGCUAUAUACGGGCCUCACUCGGAGCCGUCGCCCGACGACGACAGAAUACGGAACGCACUCCACACGCUGCUCACCCCGUACUUGUGUGGAAGGCUCGCCGAACCUGAUCAGCAUGAGCUUCUAAAAACUCUCACAUCCAACUGGCGAACGCCAUACCUAGUAUGGGACAAUAGUACUCGUGCGGAACUACGCGACGUGUUACACAACGCCAAGAGUGGCUACGAAGAUGAUGGACCGCUAGUGGAACCGUUCACUUACUCAGCGCACGAAGGAUUACUUACAGUCGGUGGAGUCUAUCUGCAGAUUUACAACGAACAACCCGAGUUCUCUAUUGAGAAUCCUCACCAGUUCAUACUUGAUUUGCUCACUUUCAUCCAAGAGCAAACGAAAUCUGACAUGACGGACGAAGUAGUGGAACACAUCACGCUGGCUUUGACGUCGUUAGCGAAUGUUAUUAUUAAAAAUCCAGGCGCGGAGAUACAAUGCAUAGGCCAGUUCGGCGUAAUUUUCGGUCUCAUGGGCGCGUCGGCGCACCCGGCGCUGCAAGCCGCGGCCGUGCAGGUGGCGGGCGCGGCGGCGCGCAGCCGCGAGUGCGUGGAGGACGUGGCGGCGAGCGCGGUGCUGGGCCCGCUGCUGGCGCUGCUGCCCGCGCGCCCGCCGCGCCCGCACGCGCUCGCCGCGCUCUCCGCGCUGCUCGCCAACACGGCCGUCGUCAAGGAGGCGCUUGCUAAAGGUGCUGUGAUAUAUUUGUUAGAUUUAUUUUGCAAUAGCAAAGUGCCAGAGAUAAGAGAAACGGCUGUCGAAUUGUUAGCGCGAAUGAUGGCCGACAAACUACACGGACCUAAGGUGCGCCUGACGAUCGCGCGCUACCUGCCGCUGGUGUUCGCGGAGGCGAUGCGCGAGGGCUCGGCGGCGGCCGCGCUGCACAUGUUCGACGCCGCGCACGAGCACCCCGAGCUCGUGUGGAGCGACGAGGCGCGCCACCGGCUCGCCUCACACCUCGCGCAGCUCCGGGACAGACACCAAACAACUCAAGCGCGGGACCCGAACGCUAUAUUCGAGGACCGCGAGGCGAACGAGCGCGCUAGCGGUGAAGUGGCGUGGGCGCCGCCCGGCGAGGUGGUCGUGGGCGGAGUCUAUCUCAACCUGUACCUGCAGAACCCGCACUGGAACCUGCGCAGCCCCAAGCGGUUCCUGCAGGAUCUGCUCACGGAGACAGUAUCUGCGCUGCCUAAAGACGCUACUGAGGGAAGUCGCGGCUGGACAUGCGCAGCGGCGCUGGCGGUGCUGCUGCGGUCGCGGCCGGCGCUGUGCGAGGCGUGCGCGGCGCUGGGCGAGCUGCCGCGCCUCACGCGCCUGCUGCCCACCUACCCCGUGAAUAUCGUGCCCGUGCUCGCCGCCAUCGCUGAUAAUCAGGCGUGCAUAAUGGCAUUAUCACAAACGGAUGUGAUGUCUGGUCUCAAGACUGCCGUUAAGACUUGCCAGGAGAUCAUCGGAUGCGCGAGUGAGACUCUGUCAUCCAUAUUCAACAGUAGCGUCAACACCGACCGACUAGUAUUACAGGCGCUGGAGUCGGAGCUGGUGGGCGAGCUGGUGGGCCUGCUGGAGCGCGGCGUGGAGGCGGGCGCGGCGGCGCGGCUGGUGUGCGCGCUGAAGGCGAUGGCGCGGUGCGCGGCGCACGGCGAGCGCGUGCGCGCCGUGCUCGCGCGCAGCCCCGUGUGGGACCAGUACGCCGUGCAGCGGCACGACCUCUUCAUCACCGCGCCCGCGCACCACCACUCCAUCGCCGCAACACCUCACACUGCGGGCUACCUCACCGCACCGCCAGCGAACAUUCCCGCUCAACCGCCGCCGAUCGACUGACCGAGCCGCCACGUGCCUACACAUCCGCUGCAAGUAUAGUAACAGCUCUCUACCCUCACGCUUUAGCUGGUGGUAGGAUAUAUUUUAUAUCCGCCCGGAUAGCGACCACCGUACACAAGGUGUUAAAACCCGCUGUAGUAGCACACGUAAGUGUAUCGCGUUUCGGGAUCAGCCUGUGUAUAUCCGGUUGCAACAGGCCGGCAUAAUUAUGUCGACUGUCGAGGGGUAAUCAUCUCUCGUCAGUCGAUAUUCUAUUGGACCCCACUGCACUUACCAUUAGGUGCAGUGGGGUCACUUUGCCGUGCACGUAAAUAACGCUAAUAUCGACUUAUAAUAUCUGGUAAACAUCUUGCCAACACUACCGCGUGGUGGGGGAUUUUGUUUAAGUAAGUGCAGGUACACUUCUCGGUGCAACACCACGUAGUUGUGUGUUCUAGUUGUUUGUCGGCUAUUACCACCGACUUCAAUGAACGCUACCAGUGGGAAUAAACCAAUCAGAAUAGUUCGUUUGAUAUGCUUACGAAUGACUUAUUUUCAUUGGUGUAUUAUUUCCAUUGUCCGCAGUUAGAGAUUGAAAUCGGUUAUACACAUCGAGCUGAUGUAGUUAUUUAUGUCGGUGAAAAUAUAUCUCAAUAUUUUUUUGAUGUUGCGUUUAAAAUAUCGAUAACAUUAGAGGGCUAAUUAGGGCAUACAAGAACCUAAAAUUAAUAGAUCAUGUUGUAAAUAAUGUAGAUGAUAAUUAUGGCAUAUGCUUUGUUCGACAUUUUAAUUGUUAUUCGUAGUGUAUACUACGUAAUAAUGUUACCACGCGUUAUGAUGCAAAAAGGCUUAAUUUCCGUGCCUAAUUAUCUAGUUAAUAUAAUCGGUUCAUGUUAUCCAGUUAACCAAUUUGAACCGUAUUUAGAAUCCAUUCAUUUUAUACGACAAUAUCUCGCUAUAGAGUUAAGUAUAUUGGCGUUCUAUUUGCAAAUGAUCAAAAUUUUUGUGAUUUGAAAUAUGCAAAAUUAUAUUUUUUUGUAAAAAUAUGCUUUGGAGGAAAAUCGAUAUUCGUACUAAUAAAUAAUAAUGCCAUUCUUACUUCUCAGUAGCAUUUCUUCAUGCCUAUCAUGACUAAUAUCAUUGUUACUAUAAAUAAUAAUAAAAAAUAUUGAAUUAUUGUUUAAGUCACAGCUUUUUUAAAAUGCACUGUGAAAAUAUUAUAGAUGAAAUUAAUCGAUACUGCAAUACUGUUCUUUGUGUAUUCUAUAUACUUGGCCACAAUAGUUUUAUAAUUACCGCAAUAUGUACUGAAUAUAUCGUAAGCAAUAGCAUGUACGUGUUUACCUCUAUCGUGUUCAAAUAAUCGACGUUGUUAUCGAUAAAUAGUGUCGUUUUAAACAAAUAGUUCAUGCACUUCCAGUUUGUUAUGCAAUAUAGAUCCUACGAAAUUAUUGUGAAAUUUGAAUGCGUUAAUACGGUUUUUAAUAUUCGCAAAAUAAUCGAUCAUUUUUGGUUCAAUGCUUUCUGUUAUCGAUAAAAAACGUUUGAAAUUUGAUAAAAAUCGUCAGAACGACAGUGUUAUAUUUCUGCUUCUAUAUUCUGGAUUUUUUUUAUACAUUUUCAUAUCGAUAAUUUAGGACCGUGUUCUGUCACAUCCACUAAAAAUAUUGUAAAAAUAUCGUAAAAAAUACUAUUAGUAUUGUCAUCGAGCUGAAAUCAAUUUAAUUUCUGUACUUAUGUAUAGACGUUUAAUGUAAGAUGAAAUCAGCGAAGAAGUAUCUCUUGUAUACUAAUGGAAAACAAGUAUUUGUAAUCGUAAAGUAUUACGAGCCAAAGGUGAUAUCGAGUGCUAGGAGCCGAAUUGAGUGCGUGAUGAGAAAUUAUAAACAUAGUGAUGAAUUGGUUUAUCGAUAUAGUGUUGCGGUAUUCGUGGGCUAAUAAGGAUAUUCAUAGACUGUGGUAACACUUAUUGUCGUAUGGUAUGCUUGUUUGUUUAUUGGAGAAACUUAAUCUACUGUGUUUGGAAACGAUAUUCCAGUAGCUUUUACAACUCUCAAACAUCAAUACUCGGAAUUCCAAUUUGCUAUCAUGUUUUUACAAAUUACUGUUAAAAUAAAAAUCUAUAUUAUAAUGGAAAUUAAAAUAAUGUCGCAUUAGAUUGUUUUAAAAAUGGAACGGAAUAUUCGUUUUACAUUUUCUCAUCAUGUAUGCAUUGAAAGAUUUUGUGGCAUGAUCUCUUCAGUAUAAUGAAAAUACGCCAUUCCUAUUCAUUGUUAGUUUACGUAAGGAAUUAUCUGAAAUUCGCACUAUUUAGACAUUAGGAUAAAUCAGUUAUUGUUUAAUAUGCUAUUCUUAAUAAAUCGAAGUCUUGUUCAGAUAAGAUUUUAACGCAAGUUCAUUGUUAUAACUGCUUAUUGACAUGCGUUGUAAAAGUCACCAUGUCAACACUAUUUUAAUCGGAUGUAAUAAAAAGGUUUUUAUGUCUGUUGUCUGAACGAGAUCUAACUUCGAGUGAAUCGUCACCAGUAGAUGAAAUAAUAUGACGUGUAAAGAAUGAAGUGAAACACUUCGCGUUUAUUGAAAUUGAAAACGUAAAUAUAGGUGUAUACGUCUGGCAUUUCACAUCAAUAAAUUUUCACGAUAUCUCAUUCGCUUUGUAGUGAAACAGACAAUAUAAAAAAUAACAAUAAGCGAGUUGAAACCUAGCUAGAAAGAGCUAGGUUAAGGCUAAGCUAUCGAUGAUUGCGUCGAUAAAUUUAUUUUGAUGGUCAAAGGAAUAGAAUUUAUAACUCACAUAACAUGUGAUUUAAUCAUAAAAAACUUAUUAAAUAUAAAUGUUGUGUCCUCAGCCUGAGUAGUAUUCGCACUUUUAUAAAAGUAUAUAGUAUGUCGCUAUGUUUGUUUAUCGACUAUGCAUUUUGAAUUAUUCGUGUGUUAGUUUUGAAUUAAAUCUUUUAAAAUUCAUUCUUUCUUAAAGUAUGUCUAUUAUUAUUCUUUCUUAAAGUGUAAAAGUUGCUAGCGUUUUGCGAAAAAUUUCAAUAAAGUAACCCAAUUGCCGAAUCGAUACGGAAGUCGACCAAUCAGAUUAGUCUGUUUGACACCUUUAUUAUGAUUGGUCUAUUUUUAGUAUCUGAAGUUAGGCAUUUGAUUGGUUAUUAAUCGUUCGUUACUCUUCUAUUAACUACUUACUAAAAAUAUACAUGCAAUGCAUACUCCUACUUAAUUGGUUUUAUAAUAACAAUUAUUAUAUGAAAAUAUCGACAUAGUCGAUAAAAUUAACAUCUACUUGCAGUACAUAUAACACCACAAGGCUUUCUUGCCAUCACUUAUGUUUGUCUUGAGACUGAAAAUAUAGGAGACAAAAUUAUUGUAUUUUUUUUUUCGAUAAAUCAAAUUGCCUGAUAAUAACGGAACAGGUGAAAUUAUUCUAAAUGAGAUAAUUUUAUAUGUGUAGAGCUUUUUUUACCUACUGUAAAAUUAAUUAUAGAUAUUACGUGCGAGUUUUGUGUGAUAAUAUAUAAACGAAUGUGGAUUGUUGGUUUUAGUCAUAUCAUAGAAUUAAGCCAUCUGACAGUAGUGUUGCACUGUCAAUUAUCGAUAUUUUAAAUUUAGAUAUUUAUCUCGGAAAAUUAUAUGAAAGUUAGUGUGUGUUAUUUAUGUAUUUGUUUUUUUAGUAAUGAAUAAUAUAAUGUAAUAAUUUUUUUUGAUCUUAUUUUUAAACUACUUCUUCUAUUACUUUGCUCAGAAAAUAUACUUGUUUGGCAUUUGACAAUGUAGAUCUACUUUUAUAAUUUUUUGAUAUUGCAACAUUACUGACUUUGAAUGUUCUUAUGUCUCGCUCAUUAAUAAUCGAGUACGUCCUAAUUGUAAAAUGUAAUCGGUAUGAACGCGUGUACGUCACUUUACAGAGCUACAAUCUACGUGACAUCUGUUCAUUUACUUAUUAAAUUUUGUUAAAUUUGUACUACGUACAGAAUAUGUAUGUCAAUUUCUGAGUAAUUAAUUAUUAAUAGGUUGCCUCAAAAUACUGCAUCUUAUGACCUUUUUCACUGACUGAGUAAACGCUAAUGGUUGAAUAUAAUAAAGAGUGACCAAAUACAAACAAUAACACAGAUUCUUCUCGUCUUGUACGGAUAAUAUUCAGUUGAAACAGGUCCUUAAACAUUUGAAAUGGGUAUAUAUUUAAACUCUGCCUUUGAUAGUGGAAAAAGAGGUGAUGCUAAGGGCAACUAAUACACACUCUAAAUGUUGCCAGUCAGAAAAUUAAAAUUGAAAUUUUAUUAAAAAAAUAAAAUUAAGAUUUUAAUGUUUAUGGCUUUCGAACACCGACGUCCCAGAUACUGAAUUGUAAAAUUUUAAAUAUUCCAAAUUACUCAUUUAUUAUCAUUAAACAUUAAACAGCGCAGUCUAUAAAAUCUGUCUCAUCGAGGCUUAAGUAAACAAAUUUAAAAAACGUGGUGCUUCCAAAAGAAUACGAAUAAGUAAUAAUUAAGGAGAAAGUAUUAAAAUAAAGGAAUGGACAGAUAAGCCAGUGAUAUUAUAAUUUAUACAAAGCUUUGUAAAGCGACAUACACGUGCGAGAUUGUGGCUGCGCGUGCGUCGGUCAACGUGAUGUAUGUAUAUUUUUAUAUUUAGAUAUAAGUUAUGUUACUGUAAUAUAUAUAGAGGUUAAUAUAAUAUAUGGAUA